AUUGCUCUGUUUCAUAUUAUAUUUGGCUAACAAUUGUGUGUUUCGUGAAAAAUUGUGUAAAUAACGCGUACACUACAACUGCAUAUAAUUGGUCUCCAUUUCAAUUUUGUUGACGUCGCCGUCUGUUGUCAUCGUCUUGUGACUGUGUCGGGCAUAUAAAAAGAAAGUCGUAAAAUAUAUAAAACUAGCUGGGAGGAGUAGUUGUCGUUGUUUCUUGGAGCCCCACACUCACACAUAUAUAUAAUAGAAACACUAUACACUAAACACUAUAUACACACACCUACACAGACACACGCACACACACUCAACAAACACGGACUAGCUAACUGCAGCAAGCGCAACGCACAGAGCGGAGAGAAGAAGUAUUGCAGCAGUGAGAAAACAAAAAGACGAUAUGCAGGUCAAUGUCGCCGGACUACGAAGAAACAUCAAAAAUCUCGCGCACAACUAUUCGGAUGCACAGGUUAAGGUGCGCGAGGCAACUUCCAAUGAUCCAUGGGGGCCAUCGGCCACAAUUAUGGCCGAAAUAGCCGACUUGACGUACAAUGUUGUUGCCUUUUCGGAGAUAAUGCAAAUGAUAUGGAAACGCUUGAAUGACCAUGGCAAGAAUUGGCGGCAUGUCUAUAAGGCGCUCAUACUGCUCGAGUAUCUGAUUAAAACGGGCACAGAGAAGGUGGCCCAGCAGUGCAAGGAGAAUAUAUUUGCCAUACAAACGUUGCGUGAGUUUGUCUACUUUGAGGAGGGCAAGGAUCAGGGCACGCAUGUGCGCGAGAAGGCCAAACAAUUGGUAAACCUGCUCAAGGACGAUGAAAGGCUCAAGAACGAGCGUGUUAAGGCGUUGAAAGCCAAAGAGCGCUUUGCUCUACAUCCGAGUGGCUUUGGCAGCGAUGGGUACAUUGAUGGACCCUCACAGCGUGACAUGCCGCCGGGCUGGCAAGAGGAGCCGCCCAAAAAUGCAUCCGAGCUGGAAAUGGUACGUCCACAAACCGCUGGUGAGGAGGAGCUGCAGUUGCAGCUUGCGAUGGCCAUGUCGCGGGAGGAAGCCGAACAGGAAGAAGCCAAAAGGCGCAGCGACGAUGUGCGUCUGCAAUUAGCACUCAGCCAGAGCGAGCAGGACUUCAAGGAUUCAAGUGGCCGACCCAUACCGGCGCCUAAGAAGGAGGAGCAACAGAGCCAUUUGCUAGACUUGCUGGACAUCUCGCUGGGCGCGACAAGCAUUUCGAGUCCACCAAUGGGCGCUGCUGGCGGCGCCGCUGCUGUUGUCGAUCCCUGGGCUGCACCCUCUAACCGUGCAGCUAGUCAACUGUCAGAUCCUUGGGCUGGCGCUGCCGCCUCGCCCCAUGUCGAUCCGUGGCAUCCCGCGGCUGCUCCACGUACGAUUAUGAGUGCAGGUGUGCCGCUAGGAGCAGCUGCGCAGGCGCCGCCUCAACCUAUUAGCGCAACUGGCGAUGCUUGGGGCCUGCGCACACAGUCGCCAUCCUUGGCGUCUGGCUCCUCCAACGAGGGCUGGCUACAAACGAAUGGCAAUGCCAACCAAAAUGGUCGUAUAGCUGCACCAGCGCCUGUGGACGCGUGGUUGACAAAAACAGCAGUCAGCCCCGUAUUGGCAGCUGCUCCAACCACAACACAUGCGGCGAGCAAUGGUAGCUCUGGGGAUCCUUGGCUGAGUGAAGUACAGCCAGCAGCAGCUGCAGCGCCAGCUGCUUCUGCCGAUCCCUGGGCAGCAGCACAACCAAGUGCAGCUACCUUAGAUGAUCCUUGGAAGGCAAUGCAAACAGGCGCCAUUAAGAAACAAUCACCCGACUUUGAUGAGUUUGAUUUGAUCACCAAUCGCAAUAAAAGUGCCGAACACAACAAUUCGAAUGCCUCCAAUAACAACAAUGCUUCGCUGCUGGACGAUAUGGAUCCGCUUUCGACAAACUAUGGCAACAACAGCGGCUCAAUGCAUCCAUCAACAGGAGCCACCACAAAGAAGCCCUAUCGUGAUCCGCUUGCAUUCCUUGGCGAAAAUUCAGCGCUGGUCAAUUUGGAUAAUCUAAUUAAGCCAAAUACGCCGCAGACACAGUCAGGACUUGCGCCCGCCUACAAUCCAUUUGCGGACAACGUGAUGCCACCCAAAACGAAUCUAUUCCAGCAGCAGCAGCCAGCCGUGCCGUCCAUCAAUCAAUUGAAACAACAGCCGCCCUUUCCCGUCAACAUGAAUCAGGAUCCAUGGGCGCCGGUUACCGGUGGAGUCAGUGCAGCCUCCCAGCAGAUGUUCUUCAACGCCAGCAAUAAUAAUAACAACAACAGCAAGAACAACAACAACAAUCCACAGAGCGACAACAACAAUGCCUAUACUCAUAGCUAUGGUUACAAUAGUCCCCACAUUGACAAUAUACGCAACAUGGAUAUAUUGGGCGAAUCGCCAUUGCAGCAUUCAUAUUUUGUCAGCCCCUCGGCCCCAUCGCCCUCUAUUCAGUUUGGGAGCAGCAGUUACAACACUCCUAGCUAUUCUCCCUAUACGCAUAGCUACAGCAGCGCCCUUUCAGAAUCAUUGGCCGAUACGCCAGGCGUGAGCAUUUCACCAUUGAGCUAUGAGAGCAGCCAAAUGGCGCACCCUAGUGGCAUCUAUGGCAAUCCAAAUGAAACCAUGGGCGGCAACUACUACAAAUUGGAACAAAACAACAACAUGCCGUGGAUAAAGCCGGAGGCAGCCGCAACGAAUCCGUUUUUGUCAUAAGGAGUCAAUCAAUCAAUCAACACAAUAAUAUUAAUCAGCAGCAUGAGCAACAGCAGCAACUAAUAGCAGCUAACACCACAACAGCAACCACACUUUGACGGGGUACAGGAACACGAAGAAGAACAACAACAACCAUAGAGUAGCAAUAGAAGCAAACUGAAAAUAUGAAAUAACUAAAAACAAAAUUAUGUGUAAGAAAGUAUUAUUAAACUGUAAAAUAUGUGAUGUGUUGUUUCAGUAAACAAC
Molecule: messenger RNA, 2968 nt
Organism: Drosophila hydei
Lineage: Eukaryota; Metazoa; Arthropoda; Insecta; Diptera; Drosophilidae
Gene: lqf
Product: epsin-1
Exons: 9
Coding region: 395-2722 (775 amino acids)
Biological process (GO): endocytosis
Cellular component (GO): plasma membrane; clathrin vesicle coat; endosome
Molecular function (GO): clathrin binding; phospholipid binding
Source: RefSeq, a predicted model, not a curated record